Molecule: messenger RNA, 999 nt
Organism: Trypanosoma cruzi
Lineage: Eukaryota; Euglenozoa; Kinetoplastea; Trypanosomatida; Trypanosomatidae
Exons: 1
Coding region: 1-999 (332 amino acids)
Source: RefSeq, a predicted model, not a curated record
AUGACAUCGGCCAUUCGCCCGGUGAAAGGUACGGCGGUGGAGUUUCCAUGGAAGUUGCUUGUUGCAGCCGCACAGCCGUAUCAGACACUCUCGGGUCCAGCGCUUUCCGUGAACUUUCACCGGCAGCCAACCGUUAUGCCGUUUCAGCGCCUUCCUUUUCAUCACUGCGGUGUUUCGGGCCGUUACUAUCACUCGCUUCUGCACAGUCUUGCGGAGUUUGCGACAACGCCGAGACCCGUGCGGGACAGCCAUGUGAGGAUGCUGCAUGCCCCCAUGGAGGAUUUUUGGCACGCCGUGGGGUUUUUCAAUUGCACGUAUCUCACAACAUAUGCCCCAUUCACGCACGAGCAUCCGGCAAUGGGGGCGGUGGAGCUGGCACCAUCGUCGCACCGCAGCCAUAAAGAUCUUCGUUUUUCCUUGUACAGUGGCGAGCACCAGCCCAUAUCCACGAUGAUUCUUACGGGUUUGCCGAGUGGUGCGGUUGACGAAAAAGAAAAGGAUGUUAUUGCGCCUUUGCCACACAUUGAGCAGGACGAGGAGUCGUUGAGGGUUGUAAAUAUUGGGGAUGUGAAGCGUUUGGCCGAUGGAUCGAUCCUCCAACGGGCGAUCUUCACGAGAGGCAGCCAGCAGAGCAGAGAUGUGGUGCCGCCGUGGUGGGUGGACGUGUGCGUCGCUGAGUUUUGUCAAACACUGGCGUUGGCAAACCUGUUGGCACCACACGUUGCCGGUGAAGGGAGGAACUGCACAUGGACUAUCGCCGCCCAGCAGGCAUUAACUCAGGGCGAGCUUUUGACCGACGCACCUUUUGACAUUGUGAGUGCCGUUCCUCGUGUUUUUGCGGCGUAUCGUAUGCCUCCAUGGCGCCAUCGCAUCGGCCUGCCAUUGUUUAGCGCUGACCGACAACCACUGUGCGUUGCGCUGCGUGUGGAAUUGCGACAACAUGGAUGCACAUUGACGGCAGGGACGUACUUUCUUGUAGAGGUGGAGGGACACACGUGA